UCAUCUCUGCCGCGCCACAACCGAACGAACCCGCGCGCGCGUGUGGGACGGUCAGCGUCAGCAAACGUCCCCGAACCUGCAUGCUUGGCUCGGUCAUGGACUCACCCCCUCAUAAGUGAGCAUUAUGGAUUAGUGGAGGGGAGGCGACUGCAAAUCCCCACUGUUGUGCUGAUCUGGAUUUACAAGCUGGACAGAUAAAUUGUCAUUUGACUAUACUGUAGCUGGCGAAACGGGACUAUGGAUACGAACAUGCGCAAAUUUACCGUUAGAAGAUGGUUUUCCGUCUACCUUCGCAGAAAGUCGCGGUCCAAAAGCUCGAGUCUAUGCAAACUGGAGGAUGACAGCAUCUUAAAGGAGUUCGAUAUCAGCCAUCAUGUGAAAGAGGGCUUUGAGAAGGCAGACCCGUCACAGUUCGAGCUGCUCAAAGUGCUGGGUCAGGGCUCCUAUGGGAAGGUUUUCUUGGUGAGAAAAAUCAAAGGCUCAGAUACAGGACAACUCUAUGCCAUGAAGGUCUUAAAAAAGGCAACACUUAAAGUGCGGGACAGAGUAAGAUCCAAAAUGGAGCGAGAUAUUCUAGCAGAAGUGAAUCAUCCCUUCAUUGUCAAACUCCAUUAUGCCUUUCAGACAGAAGGAAAGCUGUACCUUAUAUUGGACUUUCUCAGAGGGGGAGAUCUUUUCACACGUCUCUCCAAAGAGGUAAUGUUUACAGAGGAAGAUGUGAAGUUCUAUCUGGCUGAGCUGGCUUUGGCUUUGGAUCAUCUUCAUAGUCUGGGCAUCAUCUACCGUGAUCUGAAACCAGAGAACAUUCUCCUUGAUGAAGAAGGCCACAUAAAGAUCACAGAUUUUGGCCUGAGCAAAGAGGCAAUCGACCAUGACAAACGAGCGUACUCGUUCUGUGGGACCAUUGAGUACAUGGCCCCAGAGGUGGUCAAUAGACGAGGUCACACUCAAAGUGCUGACUGGUGGUCCUUUGGAGUCUUAAUGUUUGAAAUGCUGACUGGAUCCCUGCCAUUUCAAGGCAAAGACCGCAAAGAGACCAUGGCACUUAUUCUCAAGGCAAAACUGGGCAUGCCGCAAUUCCUCAGCCCAGAAGUCCAGAGUUUAUUGAGGGCUCUCUUCAAAAGAAACCCAUCUAAUAGAUUAGGCGCAGGACCUGAUGGAGUGGAAGAAAUCAAACGCCACAUAUUUUUUGCAACCAUAGACUGGAAUAAGCUGUACAGACGAGAAAUCAAGCCUCCGUUCAAACCAGCAGUCGGCCGACCAGAGGACACCUUCCAUUUUGAUCCUGAGUUUACAUCUCGCACACCGACAGACUCACCCGGUGUUCCACCCAGCGCUAACGCUCACCAGCUCUUCCGUGGCUUCAGCUUUGUAGCCACUAACCUGGGUCAAGAGCAACCUUUGACUGAGACCAAGCAAAACUCUGUAAACCCCAUUGUACAGCAACUUCAUGGUAACAACAUUCAUUUCACUGACGGCUAUGAACUCAAGGAGGACAUCGGCAUUGGAGCGUAUUCGGUCUGCAAACGUUGUGUCCACAGAAUCACCAGUGUGGAGUAUGCUGUUAAAAUUAUUGACAGAUCAAAGAAAGACCCUUCUGAAGAGAUCGAGAUUCUUCUGCGAUAUGGCCAGCACCCAAACAUCAUUACUCUGAAAGAUGUCUAUGAUGAUGGCAAGUUUGUGUAUCUGGUGAUGGAGCUGAUGAGAGGAGGAGAGCUGCUGGACAGGAUCCUGCGUCAGAAGUGCUUUUCAGAGCGGGAGGCCUCAGCUGUGCUCUGCACUAUUACCAAGACUGUGGAAUAUUUGCAUUCGCAAGGGGUUGUGCAUCGAGAUUUAAAGCCUAGUAACAUCCUGUAUGUGGAUGAAACAGGCGAUCCAGAGUCUAUCAGGAUCUGUGAUUUUGGAUUUGCCAAACAGUUAAGGGCUGAAAAUGGUCUGCUCAUGACGCCGUGCUACACUGCGAACUUUGUGGCACCAGAGGUCCUUAAGAAACAAGGUUACGAUGCGGCCUGUGAUAUCUGGAGUCUGGGCAUCUUACUGUACACAAUGCUGGCAGGUUUCACGCCCUUUGCUAACGGCCCUGACGACACACCAGAGGAGAUCUUGGCUCGCAUUGGCAGUGGGAAAUUUGCCCUGUCAGGAGGCAACUGGGACACGGUGUCUGAAGCAGCUAAGGACAUUGUGACUAAAAUGCUACACGUGGACCCUCAUCAGCGGCUAACAGCACCACUUGUUCUCAGACAUGCCUGGAUCGUGAACCGGGAUCAGUUAUCUGAGAGUCAGCUGAUCAGACAGGAUGUGACACUGGUGAAGGGUGCGAUGGCUGCCACAUACUCUGCUUUAAAUCGAUCACCUCAGGCGCCGAAACUAGAACCAGUGCUGUCGUCCUGUCUGGCUCAAAGAAGAGGCAUGAAAAGACUCACAUCCACUCGUCUAUAGCGCUCCAGCCAGAGACACAAGCGAGCGUCUACAGCUUUAAGAAAUGUCACAGCGCCCAAGCUCUCGGACAAGGUACCAGAUGACCGCCAAAGCUUCGGGAGCACACUGAAAUCCAAUUGGGUUGACCACAGAGCGUCAGAGCCAAAUGAUCUGCCAAGUGUCUUCGCUGAUGUGGUGAUUGAUGAGGGCCAGACGCAAACAUCACAGCUGUCAAGGCUCAAAAAACAGAUCUUUCAGAGCGUGAAGCUGGAGUAUCCUGUUUUAAUGGUUCAUAGCAAAGACGACAGCUACUGUAUGGUUCCCAGACUAUGUGGAUGGAAUCCCAUAACGCACUUGGAUGGAAAGCCAGUGGUUUGUACAAGCAGACACUUCAUUUAGAGCCAUGUAGAAGAUAACGGAAGAUGCUUUGACCUAUCAUGGUGCAAAUGCUGUACCUUGAAGCUAUACGCGCCAGCACUAUUAGCAUCUUCUCAACACGCAUGCCAUGUAUAGUAUGUAUUUUUAUGACUAACAAACGGUUUUAAAAUGCAAACGAAAGCACAAAGAAAUCUAGUGUGUCAUGUAUUUUCUCUCUCUCUGUUCUACUAGUAACAACAUUUCGAGUUUAUUGGUUUUAUGUAAUGCUGAGACUUUAUACAAACAGUUGUUUUAA
Molecule: messenger RNA, 3091 nt
Organism: Danio aesculapii
Lineage: Eukaryota; Metazoa; Chordata; Actinopteri; Cypriniformes; Danionidae
Gene: rps6ka2
Product: ribosomal protein S6 kinase, polypeptide 2
Exons: 21
Coding region: 238-2439 (733 amino acids)
Biological process (GO): intracellular signal transduction; protein phosphorylation
Molecular function (GO): ATP binding; magnesium ion binding; ribosomal protein S6 kinase activity
Source: RefSeq, a predicted model, not a curated record